UCGCCAGGGCAGGCUGGCCGGAGUGAUGGCGGCGCGCAGAGCGGCUCGGGUGAGGCGGGCGGUGUGAAUAGUGGCGGCGGCGAAGGAGGAGGAUCGCCCGGGAUGGAGAGUGAGGAGGAGCAGCACAUGACCACCCUGCUGUGUAUGGGCUUCUCGGAGCCGGCAGCCAUCCGCACGGCGCUGCGCCUCGCCAACAACGACAUCAACGAGGCGGUGGCGCUGCUGACCAACGAGCGGCCCGGGCUGGAGUACGGCGGGGGGAGGAGCUACGAGCCACCGCCCGCCUACCAUGAGGUGGUGGAGCCCGAGAAGAAUGAUGAGAAUGGGAACUGUUCCGGGGAAAGCGUUGAGUUUCCCACCACCAACCUGUAUGAACUGGAGAGCCGGGUUCUCACCGACCAUUGGUCCAUCCCCUAUAAGAGGGAGGAGUCUCUGGGGAAGUGUUUAAUAGCCUCCACCUACCUGGCAAAACUCGGUCUUUCAGAUUCUGAUGAAAACUGUAAAAGGUUUGUGGACCGAUGUAUGCCAGAAGCUUUUAAAAAGUUGCUAACCUCCACCGCUGUCCACAAAUGGGGCACGGAGAUCCACGAGGGCAUCUACAACAUGCUGAUGUUGCUGAUUGAGCUGGUGGCAGAAAGAAUCAAGCAGGAGCCGAUUCCCUCCGGUCUGAUGGGUGUGCUGACAAUGGCUUUUAAUCCCGAUAACGAAUACCAUUUCAAGAACCGGAUGAAGAUGUGCCAGAAGAACUGGGCGGAGGUGUUCGGGGAGGGAAAUACAUUUGCCUUAUCGCCAGCCAGCACCAUGCAGAAGGAGCCUCAUGGUUGGUUGGUGGAUCUGGUGAACAGGUUUGGAGAGCUGGGCGGACUCUCUGCCAUUCAGUCCAAGCUGAAUUCCGACAACAUAGAACUUGGGGCAGUGUCGGCUAUGGUUCAGCCCCUGGGAGUGUGUGCAGAAUACCUCAAUUCCUCUACUGUACAGCCAAUGCUGGAUCAUGUUAUUCAUAAGAUGAUAAAGUACGUACAGAAUGUGGAAGAGAAGGAUCUGAAGGACAAGAGGUUAGUGAGUAUCCCCGAGCUCCUGUCUGCCAUUAAGCUGCUGUGCAUGCGAUUCCAGCCGGACCUGGUGAAUGUGGUGGACGAUCUUCGGCUGGACAUCUUACUACGGAUGCUGAAAUCUCCUCACUUUAGCGCAAAAAUGAAUUCUCUUAAAGAGGUAACCAAAUUAAUAGAAGACAGCACUUUAUCGAAAUCUGUGAAGAACGCCAUAGAUACAGACCGGCUCCUGGAUUGGCUGGUGGAAAACUCUGUCUUAUCGAUAGCACUGGAAGGAAACAUUGACCAGGCACAGUACUGUGACCGGAUAAAGGGAAUCAUUGAACUGCUUGGAAGUAAAUUGUCCUUGGAUGAACUUUCCAAAAUCUGGAAGAUACAGUCCGGGCAAUCAUCCACUGUGAUAGAAAACAUUCAUACUAUAAUCGCAGCUGCAGCUGUGAAGUUCAACCCAGAUCAGCUAAACCACCUCUUUGUGCUGAUUCAGAAGAGCUGGGAAACUGAAUCCGAUCGGGUUCGUCAGAAAUUGUUGAGCCUUAUUGGGCGCAUCGGACGAGAGUCACGCAACGAGGCGACAACGGGAAAGGUGUUGGAGGUCCUCUGGGAUCUCGCUCACUUACCAACUCUGCCAUCUAACUUAAUCCAACAAGCCUUAGAGGAGCACCUGACAAUCCUGAGUGAUGCCUAUGCAGUAAAAGAGACCGUCAAGAGGAGCUACAUCAUAAAAUGCAUCGAGGACAUCAAAAAGUCAUCUCAGCAUAACAACCCGCAAGUGGUGUGGGUGGUGCCAGCCUUACGCCAGCUCCACGAGAUAACCCGCUCAUUUAAUAAGCAGACCUACCAAAAGCAAGACAAGAGUAUCAUCCAGGACCUGAAGAAGAACUUUGAGAUCGUCAAGCUGGUGACAGCUAGCCUUGUGGCGUGCCAUCGCUUGGCCGUGAUCGCUGUCGGUCCCGGAGGGCUGGCCGGAUCCUCUUUGGUUGACGGCCGAUACACUUACCGGGAGUAUUUGGAAGCACACCUGAAAUUCCUGGCAUUUUUCCUGCAAGAAGCCACCCUGUACCUCGGCUGGAGCCGCGCCAAAGAGAUCUGGGAGUGCCUCGUCACCGGCCAUGAUGUGUGCGAGCUCGAUCGUGAAAUGUGUUUCGAGUGGUUCACGAAGGGGCAGCAUGACCUGGAGAGCGACGUCCAACAGCAACUGUUCAAGGAGAAGAUCCUCAAGCUGGAGUCCUAUGAGAUCACUAUGAAUGGUUUCAGCCUCUUUAAAACUUUUUUUGAAAAUGUAAAUCUUUGCGAUCAUCGAUUGAAGAGGCAAGGCACCCAGCUGCACGUGGAGAAGUUGGAGUUGAUUGGAAUGGAUUUCAUCUGGAAAGUUGCAGUGGAAUCUCCGGAUGAAGAAAUUGCCAAUGAAGCCAUCCAGCUGAUCAUCAACUACAGCUACAUCAACCUGAACCCCAGGCUGAAGAAAGAUUCGGUUUCAUUGCACAAGAAAUUUAUUGCAGAUUGCUACACUCGAUUAGAGGCUGCGAGUUCGGCACUUGGAGGCCCCACCCUGACCCACGCCGUCACCAGAGCUACGAAAAUGCUCACCGCAACCGCCAUGCCAUCGGUGGCCACCUCAGUGCAGUCACCUUAUAGGUCUACUAAGCUGGUCAUUAUAGAGAGACUCCUGUUGCUGGCUGAGCGCUACGUUAUCACUAUUGAGGAUCUCUACUCUGUUCCACGAACAAUUCUACCUCACGGUGCCUCUUUUCAUGGACAUCUGUUAACUCUGAACCUUAAUUAUGAGUCAACCAAAGAUACUUUCACCAUAGAGGCCCACAGCAAUGAGACGGUGGGGAGCAUCCGCUGGAAGGUCUCCAGACAUCUCAACUGUCCUGUAGAAAGCUUGCAGAUCUUUGUCAAUGAGAGCUUGCUGACCGUCAAUAAAGACCAGAAGCUGCUCCAUCAGGUGGGAUUUUCCGAUGACCAGGCCCUCACUGUAAAGACUCUGGGCAGUGGAACUCCAUCGAGUAGCUCGGCAGAGACUUCAGCCAGCUCCAGUAGCAGCAGUGCCAGCUUCAGCUCCUCCUACGCCAUGGACCAGGAGAAGUCUCUGCCAGGAGUGGUGAUGGCAUUAGUAUGUAAUGUGUUCGAUAUGCUCUACCAGCUGGCCAACCUAGAGGAGCCCAGCUUGGUUUCGCCCCGUAGAAUUACAGUGAGGGUUCGGAAACUUCUGCUCUUGAUCCCAACAGAUCCUGCUGUGCAGGAAGCGCUCGAUCAGCUGGACUCCCUGGGAAGAAAGAAGACGCUGCUUUCCGACUCGCAGUCUUCAAAGUCCCCAUCCCUGUCCUCCAAGCAGCACCACCAGCAGCAGAUCAGUGCCAGCUCCAUCCUGGAGAGCCUCUUCCGAUCUUCUGCCCCCGGCAUGUCUACCUUCCGCGUGCUCUACAACUUGGAGGUUCUCAGCUCCAAAUUGAUGCCAACUGCAGAUGAUGAGAUGGCGAGAAACUGUGCCAAGUCGUUCUGUGAAAACUUCUUAAAAGCUGGAGGAUUGAGUUUGGUGGUUAAUGUCAUGCAGAGGGACUCCAUUCCAACCGAGGUGGAUUAUGACACCAGACAAGGUGUCUAUUCUAUUUGUCUGCAGCUGGCCAGGUUUUUACUGGUUGGGCAGACGAUGCCCGCUACUUUAGAUGAAGAUUUGGCCAAAGACGGCGUUGAGGGGUUGUCAUCGAGGCCUUUCAGGAAUGCAAGCCGCCAGUCUAGCCGCCAGAUGUCUCUCUGCGGCACUCCAGAGAAGUCGUCCUAUCGGCAGCUGUCUGUGUCUGACCGAUCGUCUAUCAGGGUGGAGGAGAUCAUUCCCGCUGCUCGGGUUGCCAUUCAGACAAUGGAAGUCAAUGAUUUCACCUGCACUGUGGCCUGUUUCAUGAGGCUGUCGUGGGCAGCGGCAGCUGGUCGCCUGGACCUCGUCGGCAGCAACCAACCAAUUAAAGAAAGCAACAAUAGCUUGUUCCCUGCUGGACUCCGGGGCAGACUGAGCAGCUCAGGAAGUAAUUGCAGUUCGGGAAGUGAAGGCGAGCCCACGUCAUUACACGCCUGGAUCUGCGUCCGUCAGCAGUCAGUCUCCACCAAAGAUGCCAUUAUCGCUGGAGAAGCCUUGUCCCUCCUGGUGACCUGUCUGCAGCUGCGCAGCCAGCAGCUAGGAUCUUUCUAUAAUUUGCCUUCUGUUGCUGAUUUCAUAAUCGAUAUUCUCCUGGGCUCCCCCAGUGCGGAGAUCCGCCAUGUUGCCUGCGACCAACUGUACACACUGAGCCAGACAGACACAUCCGCCUACCCUGAUGUACAGAAGCCCAACCUCUUCCUGCUGGGGGUCGUCUUGUCUGCACAGCUGCCACUGUGGUCACCGACCAGCAUCAUGAGAGGCAUCAACCAGAGAUUGUUGGCCCAGUGUACAGAAUAUUUUGAUCUGCGAUGUCAACUACUGGAUGACUUGACGACAACAGAGAUGGAGCAGCAAAGCAUUAGCCCGGCAACCAUGCUGGAAGAUGAGAUCAUGUGGUUGGAUAAUUUUGAGCCGAAUCGCACAUCGGAGUGUGAGACCAGCGAGGCGGACAACGUGUGGCUGGCCGGUCACCUCCGGCUUAUAAAGACGCUGCUGUUUCUGUGCGGCGCGGAGAAGGAAAUGCUCGGACCCUCUCUGAUUAAACAGCUCCUGGAUGACUUCCUGUUUCGAGCCUCUAGGAUCAUCUUGAACAGUCAUUCACCAGCUGGCAGCGUGGCGCUCAGCCAACAGGACUUCCACCCAAAUCUCCUCCUGUGUUCAAGGUGCAGUUCCGUAAGCAGUCGUCUGGCGGCCUACGAGGUUCUGGUGAUGCUGGCGGAGAGCUCAGUGGCCAAUCUUCAGCUGAUCACCAAGGAGCUCCUAUCGAUGCACCAUCAGCUGGAUUCCGCGCUCACCAAGGAGUUUGAUUAUCUACCGCCUGUAGACAGCAGGUCCAAUUCAGGUUUUGUCGGACUAAAGAAUGGAGGAGCGACCUGCUACAUGAAUGCCGUCUUUCAGCAGCUGUACAUGCAGCCUGGCCUCCCUGAGACCUUGCUGUCUAUGGAAGAUGAAACCGAUAAUCCAGAUGAGAGCGUCUUCUAUCAAAUCCAGUCCCUGUUUGGCCACCUGAUGGAGAGCAAGCUGCAGUACUAUGUGCCUGAGAACUUCUGGAAGAUCUUCAAGAUGUGGAACAAAGAGUUGUUUGUCCGGGAGCAACAAGACGCCUACGAGUUCUUCACCAGCCUCAUUGACCAGAUGGACGAAUAUCUCAAGAAAAUGGGACGGGAUCAGCUCUUUAAGAAUACUUUUCAAGGCAUCUACUCCGAUCAGAAGAUCUGCAAAGAUUGCCCACACAGGUAUGAGAGAGAAGAGGCUUUCAUGGCUUUGAAUUUAGGGGUGACGUCCUGCCAGAGCCUGGAGAUCUCCCUGGAUCAGUUUGUGCGUGGCGAGGUGCUGGAGGGCAGCAAUGCAUACUACUGCGAGAAGUGCAAAGAAAAGAGAACGACCGUGAAGAGAACCUGUAUCAAAUCCCUACCCAGCGUCCUCGUUAUUCAUUUAAUGAGAUUUGGAUUUGACUGGGAAAGUGGACGAUCCAUUAAAUAUGACGAGCAGAUCAAGUUCCCUUGGACGUUAAACAUGGAGCCGUAUACAGUCUCGGGCAUGGCACGGCAAGACUCCUCCACCGAGGCCGGUGACAGCGGAAGACCCACCGAUCCCGGCGGAAGUUCCCCGCGCAAGAAAGUGGCGCCGACGGAAAACUACGAGCUGGUUGGCGUCAUUGUGCACAGUGGUCAGGCUCAUGCUGGACAUUAUUAUUCCUUCAUCAAAGACCGACGGAGCUGUGGGAAAAGCAAAUGGUUCAAGUUCAAUGACACAGUGGUGGAGGAGUUUGAUCUCAAUGACGAGACUAUUGAGUAUGAAUGCUUUGGUGGAGAGUACAGGCCGAAGGUGUACGAUCAGUCCAACCCGUACCCCGAUGUGCGCCGGCGAUACUGGAACGCCUACAUGCUGUUCUAUCAACGCGUGUCCGACCAGAACUCUCCCGUUUUACCAAAGAAAAGUAGAGUGAGCGUAGUGCGCCAAGAGGCCGAGGACCUGUCUCUAUCUGCUCCGUCCUCUCCUGACAUCUCGCCCCAGUCCUCCCCUCGCCCCCACCGACCCAAUGACCGCCUGUCUAUUCUAACCAAGCUGGUGCGUAAGGGAGAGAAGAAAGGCCUGUUUGUUGAGAAGAUGCCUCUCCGGAUAUAUCAGAUGGUCAGAGACGAGAAUCUGAAGUUUAUGAGGAACAGAGAUGUUUACAACAGUGACUAUUUCAGCUUUGUGCUCUCCUUGGCCUCUGUAAACGCUACCAAGCUGAAACAUCCGAAUUACUCCUCUAUGGCGAGAGUCAGUGUCCAGCUGGCCAUCCAGUUCCUCUUCCACACCUAUCUCCGAACAAAGAAGAAACUCAGGGUUGACACAGAGGAAUGGAUAGCCACCAUCGAUGCCCUGGUUUCCAAGAGCUGUGAAGCGUGCCAAUGGCUGAUGGAGUACUUUGUCAGUCCCGAGGGAAGGGAACUCGUCAAAGUCUUUCUGCUGGAGUGCUGUGUGCGGGAGGUGAGGUGUGCUGUGGCCACCAUACUGGAGAAGACCCUGGAUGGAGCAUUACUGCACAAGGAAAAGGUGAAUGGCGUCCACCUCCUCAUCGAGAUGUUGCUCGGCUUGCUGGAUAAAGACGUGCCGGAGAGCUGCAAGAACUGCGCACAAUACUUCUUCCUCUUCAACAGCUUUCUACAAAAGCAAGGAGUUCGCGCUGUUGAACUACUACUGAAGUAUUCUGCUUUGCGUCACUUUAUCAAUUUUCUACUCGGCCCCAACCGGAAAAAUAACCAGAACCGGCGGUGGAGUUCAGCACAAGCUCGGGAGUUCAGUUAUCUGCACAAUACGAUCGCAUUGCUGGUCCUCAAUUCUGAUAUCUCCUCCCAGAGGACGGUCGCUUCUGGUCUGUUGAAGCCUCACCCUCCGAACACACAGAGUCCCCCACUGGCCCUCCAUCCAGAAGUUGAAGCUUUGAUGUUUAUGCCAGAAGGAAAGCCUUAUUUGCUGGAGGUGAUGUUUGCGAUGCGGGAGCUCCCCGGGCCCCUCUCUGUACUCAUCGAGAUGCUGGUUUAUUGCUGUUUCUGCAACGAGCGUUUCUCGCUCACCGCACUGCACUUCAUUAAGAACCAGCUGGAGUCGGCGCCACCACAUGAACUGAAGAACAUGUUCACCCUCCUGCUUGAUAUUCUGAUGAUUGAAGACCCCAUCCAGAUGCAGAGGCUGAAGUUUGCCUUCGAGUCAGACGGACUUUUAGCUUUGAUGCACCACAGCAAUCACGUAGACAGCAGCCGCUGCUACCAGUGUGUGAAGUUCCUGGUCACCUUGGCUCAGAAGUGUGCUGCUGCGAAGGAGUAUUUCAAAGAGAAUUCUCACCACUGGAGCUGGGCUGUGCAAUGGCUGCAGAAGAAGAUGUCUGAGCAUUGCUGGGCUCCACAGAGUAAUGUGUCCAAUGAAACGUCCACAGCCAAGACCUUCCAGAGGACCAUCUCUGCACAGGACACUUUGGCCUAUGCCACCGCGCUGCUGAAUGAAAAGGACCAAUCUGGAAGCAGCAAUGGAUCUGAAAGCAGCCCAGCCAAUGAGAACGGAGACAGAAGUAUGCAACAGGGUCCCGACUCUCCGAUGAUGAUUGGAGACCCAAAAAGUGACCUUGACGAUGUCGAUCCUUGACUACAUUUCCCAGGUACAAAAGACGAGAGAGUCUUUGUCGCGCUGUGAAACGCCCUUCGAGAACCACAACGGAGUCUCGUCGUCGGGCUACACGAAGGCCAACCUCGCGGAACUCGCAGAGCUAAUCCAAACACUGCAGCCAAGGCUCUUUUUCUGAAAAAAACAAACUGUCGCACCGAGGCGGAGGUCAACCUUACUGCUGCAAAAAAGAAAAGAAUAUUUUUGUCAAUUUUAUUGCAAAACAAGAAACCCAACAAGUGGUUGAAUUUUUUUUUUUUAUUUGUCAGAAUUCAAGGAGUGAAUGUACAAUUGUGGCUUUUUCUGUAAUGCUGCGGAGAUUUCUUUUUGGUUUUAUACGAACUCUCGAGAAGAAGAAAAAAAAAAAUCUUGACUGCGUUUAGGUGCACACGGCAACUUUUUAAUCUUACGAUAUUACCUAGGAAUCUUAAAAUGAUGUAAAGAAAAAAAUGAUCAUGUAAAACUUAAUCUUGUACAAAUUUAGUUUGAAAAUUGAACUUUUAAAGACGAAGAAGAAAAAAAAAAAAAGAAAAUGAAAUCGAAGACACUUUGUAUUUAAUUUUGUCUCCCAACCGUUUGUAUAGUCAUUUGCUAUGUUUGUGCCAUCGGAUCAUGACGAAAAUUAAACAAGACGCUGUUUUCGUA
This is a messenger RNA of Rana temporaria (common frog), 8481 nucleotides long. RefSeq names its product ubiquitin specific peptidase 24 (gene USP24). Gene Ontology annotation, molecular function: cysteine-type endopeptidase activity; protein binding; cysteine-type deubiquitinase activity. Bases 103 to 7818 code for a protein of 2571 amino acids. Gene Ontology annotation, cellular component: cytosol; nucleus. The transcript is spliced from 67 exons. Gene Ontology annotation, biological process: protein deubiquitination. The record is from RefSeq and is a predicted model, not a curated record. NCBI's taxonomy places the organism in Eukaryota, Metazoa, Chordata, Amphibia, Anura, Ranidae.